AUUCUAGUAAUGUUUGGUGGUUGCAGAACUGUAUUAAAGGGUGAACAAAUCAGUUUACAAAUUACACGUGCAUAAUUCGCAAACGAGACCAUCCCAUUCACCAACAAUGGCUAUAUAAUACGAUUUAUGCUGCCGUAACCUUGUUUACAGGAUCAAAUUAAUACAAUAUGUGUCUGUAUUAAAUAUAACGUCUGUGUACAUGUUCAUUUGGUUUGUGGAUUUGAUAUGAACGGUCUUCCAUAAAACUGCAUGGAGGCAUGUCAUCGAACGAAACAAACAAUUCUUUGGAAAAUAACGAAAACCGUCCACCUUCUAAAUUAACAGGUGGAAUAUUCCUGACUGCUGUCGCUGGAGUGUCAAUUCUUGGUGGAUUCGGCAUGACAUUAGCCAUGGCCAAACGGAAGGACCCCAACAUGUUCACUAGGGGUCUGGUUCCGAGCAGGGAGAUCCCAGACAGUGGAGCUUCAUUAGCCUUAAGGGCUCUUGGGUGGGGCACUCUGUGGUCCGUGUCUGGAGUAGGGAUCUUGAGUCUGACUGUCUGGAAAGUGCUGGGCGUUCACAGUAUGAAAGAAUUUACUGACAAGAUGCAGAGCUUGAUGCCAAAAAUACCAAAGAAAGAAUCACAGGGUCGAAGCGAGUUCAAAACAAUCCGAGAAUUGUUCGAGUACCUAUCAGAAGAAGAUAGAUCUGUUAAAGACAGUAAAAAAUCAUAGCACAGAUCUUGAGAUAUGAAAACUGAUUUAAGAUAAAACGAAUCGGAUCUCCAGGCACACAUCCAUGAAUGUUUGCAGGGAGGAGCCUGCAUGCAACUACUUAAAUGGAAGUUGUAUAUUAGUGGUGAAUGCAUUUUAUAAUAAGUGGAAUCAAAAAUGUUUUUCAUCGUGAGCAGGUGGAGUCCACACCCCCUCAUGCCCUCUCCAUUAUAUGCAUGCUGUUGUGAUUUUAACAGCUAAAUAAAAAUAUUUGAUUGCCACCUUCAGUACUUCAGCACAUGCAUGACAUCGACUUUCGUCAACUUCAGUGACUAUAGUCCUAAGGUUAAAUCUUUUCUACAAAAUUAUAUUUGAAUUUAAAAAUUAUUUCUUGACUCCUAUGUUUAAGAGAUACACUACAAAUAAUUAGUGCCAGUGAUUUUGUUUCAAAUAUGUAACGUGUUUGAGCGCGUCUUUGAACUCUUGAUUCGGGUUUUCCUGAACCGGAACACUGAGAACUUCGGUUAACACAACAAUCCAAAUUGGGUCUCGUGAUUGUGUCAAACACACACUGAUUAUGAUAUCAGAAACAUCGUACUCGAUAUCAUAAUCAUGGGAAACGAAAUUUCGGUUCCGUGAUUUUACCGACACUGUACCGAAAACAUCUUCGAUGGACUUGGGUUUUUCCCUGUUCGAAGCGUUGCCCCACAACUGGUACAUCAAAGGCCAUGGUAUAUACUGCCGUCUCUGUGAUGGUUCAUUUAAAGAUGCCUUGCUGUUUUUCAGGAGGAAUAAUGUUUAUGGUGGCAGCAGAUUUCUUCUCACUCAGCCAAAUGUAAAAUGUGCUUAUGAAUCAUAAAACCCCCCAAAUAUUCCUUUCCAUUCUAAAAUUCACAACUGAUUAGCAAGAUGGUCCCGUUUCUGUGCAGUCUUAAUACUGGUUUUUCCAAAAUUAGCUGGUAUCCAGGUCCAUGCUAAUAAAAUCUUAAGUCUAAAUUUCUAAUGUCACACAUACAAUUUUGAUGGCAUUGCCAUGACGUUUAAGUCUCACACUGAAUUAGAGAUUCUCAAGUCUGGACUGAACGUUUUAUAAGCACGAGGCCCCGAUAUUCUCCAGAAACAAGAAUCAGUAACAUUCAUCCCUACCAGUAAUAUAUGAAGAUGGCAGUUGUCUUUUUCUUAAUUAUAGCAGAGCAAAUAAAAAGAUCAUUAAUUUUCCACUUGACUGAAGAUGGCUGCCAUGUUUUACUUGUUAUUAUGGCUGGGAAAAUAAAAAAAGAUUUGUAAUUUACCAUUUGACAAUCAACUUGGGCUCAUUUGGAAUGUGUGAUAUAAUUUUCACUAAACCAUGAAUACCGUUUUCUAGAAGACUAAACUCAUGAGUACUCAAAAUGUGUGGACAUUUUAUUUGUAUGGACAUCAGGAUAAACGAGAUGUUAACAUUUUUCUUGGGUGAACAUUAUGUAUGAACUGUCAGUUUUUAUUCAUGAACAAAAUCAAUUUAUGAAUAUUGUGGUCUCAAAAUAUGACCAAUUGGUUUGUAUGCAUGAAUAUGAAUUCGAGAUGUGAACAUUCUUUUAUAUUUAUGAACACUGAUAAAUGCAAGAUGUGUGUGAACAUUAUUAAGUGUAUAUUACUUGAUGAACUUGAGGUGUGUGCUAACAUUUUGAUUGUAUAAAUAUAACCUGAAAAUGUGUGAACAUUAUGCUUGUAUGAACACUAUGAUGAACUCAGAUGUGUGUGGAACAUUAUACAUGUAGAUAUAUAAACACUAAUAUAUUUA
This is a messenger RNA of Gigantopelta aegis, 2475 nucleotides long. Its product is annotated as transmembrane protein 242-like. The coding region runs from base 258 to 713 and encodes 151 amino acids. The transcript has 4 exons. NCBI's taxonomy places the organism in Eukaryota, Metazoa, Mollusca, Gastropoda, Neomphalida, Peltospiridae. The record is from RefSeq and is a predicted model, not a curated record.